Dentiscutata heterogama is the source of this 578-nucleotide messenger RNA. NCBI's taxonomy places the organism in Eukaryota, Fungi, Glomeromycota, Glomeromycetes, Diversisporales, Gigasporaceae. The record is from the annotation of a GenBank genome assembly.
AUGGCGACGAGAGUGUAUAUUGGCCGUCUUGCUAGAGACGCCCGUGAACGAGACGUUGAAAAACUUUUUCGCAAUUAUGGCACCAUCAGAGAAAUAAAACUGAUGAAUGGUUUUGGUUUCGUUGAGUUUAGAGACCACCGUGAUGCUGAUGAUGUCGUCUAUGCUUUUAACGGUAAAAGUUUUAUGGGAGAAAAUCGUUUCGCACCUCCUCAACGAAAUCCUCAAUAUCGUUUGAUUGUAGAGAAUUUGUCAUCAAGUUGUAGCUGGCAGGAUUUGAAGGACCUAAUGCGAAAAGCUGGUGAAGUAACGUUUGCCGAUUGUCAUAAAGACCGCGAUGGGGAAGGUGUGGUUGAGUUUUCCUCAUAUGAAGAUAUGAAAAAUGCUAUCAGAAAACUUGACGAUACUGAAUUGAAGGGCAAACGAAUUAUUCUUCGAGAAGCUCCGACACCACCUGCUAAUGGAAAAGAACAUAGCUCUCGUUCUCCUUCGCCUCGCCGUAGUGGUCGUGAAGAUUCUCGCAGUCCUAAAAGAAGCAGAUCCAGAAGUGGUGAACGGGAGCGUGUCCACGAUGAUGACAA